Messenger RNA from Sinocyclocheilus rhinocerous, 2029 nucleotides. RefSeq names its product CUB domain-containing protein 1-like. Lineage: Eukaryota; Metazoa; Chordata; Actinopteri; Cypriniformes; Cyprinidae. The coding region runs from base 413 to 2029 and encodes 538 amino acids. The record is from RefSeq and is a predicted model, not a curated record. The transcript is spliced from 7 exons.
UGUUAGUUUAUUUUGUAAACGUGAACUAUCACAGACGUUAAAUCGGGUGGAUUUUGUCUCUGAAAAAUUCAACGAAGUGUUAAUCUAUUAUUUCCUGAUUUAUGCGUGAAUUUAUGAUUAAAUCUCCUGGAUCUAUCAGAUUCUCUUCGGUUAAUGUAAGUUAAACUGUUUCUUGAAUAAUGCAGUCGCGUUUUUCCAGCUGUUGGAUCCCGAACGCAAGUUUGGACAGGUAACUUGCGCGCGCACACGCCCUUCUCUGAGCACAACAGGUAUCAGAAUCAGGAAGCGCCUGUGUUGUCAGACAAACUCAAUCCACCAUGCACGAUCCAAGGGUUUAAAUCAAACAACACACACACACACACACACACACAUAUAUUACUUUGGAAAGUUCAGUAACCUCUGAAGGAGAACGAUGGGUUCAUGCGUGUUUCCAGUGUUCAUGGGAUUGAUUUUACUGCAGAUUCACAAAAUCUCAGAAUGUCAUAAAAUAGAAGUGACCCCUGACUCUGGCACCAUCGUAAUCUUCAGCAAAAAGGCAGGACAUGGUCUGGACUGUAGCGUGUGUAAGGAUGAAGGUCCGUCUCAAACCUGUAACUCCAACCUCAGACUUACUGAAGCUCAGCCCACCACCGUAACUUUCAACUGCUCUCAACCGGGGGACGUCUUUAAUGUGGCGAUCAACCAAGAAAUCGAUUGCUCAACAACAGACUGCAGCAUCAUUGCAGUGCAUCCGGAUUCAACCCGAUUCCUGGAGUUCACCAGAACCUUUACCUGGGAUCUGAAGGUUCAGUCCGGCAAGGUGUUCCAGCUAGACUUCCCAUCUCCAGGAAUUAGACAGAUCAAGCCUUCAGAAUCCUGUCCAGACAAACACACCUACACCAUCACCGCAUACCAGCGUGCAGGACCGGCCAACAUCGGCUCGUUCUGUCGGAACGGUACCAUCAGCCGUAUCCAGGUCUUGUAUAGAGGUCGAGUGACUCUGGAGGUUCCCAAAGGUACAGACCUGAACUCAUCUGACUUCAAAGUGUCCAUGGGACCAGCAGCAACAGGAGUAGUUGAGAUGGAUGUCAAGCUGCCCAGAGGACCGUUUUCUGUUGAUUUCUUUACUCCAAACUACGCCACAGGCUACUACGAUGAACAAAAAAUGAAGUGGAACUUUGCUCUUAAGCCUAUGCACAAUUUUACUGUUCGCUUUCAACAUUACGCUCCACCAGAAUGCCAAAAGAAAACUGUUAUGUGUGAUUAUUCACUGGGAGACAAGACUUCAUUCACAGUGGCCCCAACAGAAACUCAACCGGCUAAUAAACAGGGAGAUUUCAGCCUGACUCUGGCCAACUGUGAUGCAAAGAAAGUGGCGAAUGUUCCUGGGCUUUCCUUGAACUUCAACGUGGAGGUGUUCAGGAGUGGGACUCCAUAUCUUUGCACUGUGGAUCUCCGGAACGAGGAGGGAUUGAGUCUGCAAAUAGAAAAUAAAAACCCGGAGUCGUACUGUGAAAUGAGCUUGAACUCUGUGAUGCAGGAGAAAAUAGUGGUUCCUGCGGGCACCAAAGCUGACCUGUCCUUCCUCGACUGCCCCGUGCAGGAUCUGCAGCUGACAGCCACCAAAGUCAUAGACUGUCCCAGUGUGUCUGCCCGUGAUGUGACCGGGCCGUCCCUCACCAUUCCCACUCUGGACCCUAGCCUUCCUGUUCCCCUCCAUCAGUUCACCUGGCUGCUCCGUUUGCGGGAUCAAAGCACCGUGGAUCUCAUGUCUCCAAAGGGAAGCUACCUGCACCAGUCUCUGCCAGACAAGCAGUGUAACGAGAGAGUCUCGCUGCUGAUCUCUGAGACCGAGGGCUCCAACAUCGGCCAGUUUUGCUCUGCAGCUGAAGGCACUAUCCAAAAAAUCCAAAUCAAAGGAAACGUUUCCAUCACUGUAACUCCUAAAACCAUAAAAGACCUGAGCCAGGAAAAAGGACCUUUCUUAAAAUUCGGCAUUAGUCCAGAGAUCACGGAUUUCCUCAUACAUCAAACACUGGACGACAUCUGA